Molecule: messenger RNA, 2184 nt
Organism: Phragmites australis (common reed)
Lineage: Eukaryota; Viridiplantae; Streptophyta; Magnoliopsida; Poales; Poaceae
Product: putative clathrin assembly protein At5g57200
Exons: 15
Coding region: 67-2001 (644 amino acids)
Biological process (GO): vesicle budding from membrane; clathrin-dependent endocytosis; clathrin coat assembly
Cellular component (GO): clathrin-coated pit; clathrin-coated vesicle
Molecular function (GO): 1-phosphatidylinositol binding; clathrin heavy chain binding; phosphatidylinositol-4,5-bisphosphate binding
Source: RefSeq, a predicted model, not a curated record
CAAGCCGACGGCCCAUAUGCCCAAGGCGGCGUACGUGUGCACGCGCCCGCGCCGCUUCCCCGCGCCAUGCGGGCGCCCCGCCGAGGUAGCCGGGCCGGCCGGCACGUACGUGCCACUUUUACCAAGAGGGCCCCCGCGCGCGCGUGCCUCCUCCCCCUGCUCUCUCUCUCUCUCUCUCUCUCCUCCCUUCCGUCGCGCGCUAAACUUGGGACGCCGGGGUUGGCUGGUCGGUCAUCGUCGCCCGUGCGCGCGGCGCUGCGGAGGCGGGCCGGCAUGGGGUCCGGGACGUGGCGCAAGGCCUACGGCGCGCUCAAGGACUCCACCAAGGUCGGCCUCGCCAACUUCAACAGCGAGUACAAGGAUUUGGAUAUUGCCAUUGUGAAGGCGACGAACCACGUCGAGUGCCCGCCCAAGGAGCGGCACCUCAGGAGGAUUCUCUUUGCGACCUCCGCAAAUUGCCCGCGAGCCGAUGUCGCCUACUCGAUAUGCACAUUGGCGAGAAGAUUGUCCAAGACCAAGAACUGGAUAGUAGCAUUGAAGACAUUGAUAGUGAUACACAGACUACUUAGAGAAGGGGAUGGCACAUUCAGAGAUGACUUCCUGACCUAUUCAUACAGAGGAAACAUUUUGCAGAUCCCACAAUUCCAGGAUGACUCCAGCCCAUUAGCUUGGGACUGCUCCGCUUGGGUUCGCACGUACGCGCUCUAUCUUGAUGAACGGGUAGAGUGCUUCAGGGUUCUGAAGUAUGAUGUUGAAGCCGACCGUCUGUUGAAAUUACCCCAGGCUUCUGGCAAGGCACACAGUAGAACAAGAACGUUGCCACGCGCGGAUCUUUUAGAUCAGUUGCCUGCGUUGCAGAAACUGCUUCUUAGGCUUAUUAGCUGCCAGCCUGACGGUGCAGCCUGUACAAAUUACCUUGUACAAUAUGCGUUAGCCCUUGUUUUGAAGGAAAGUUUCAAAAUAUACUGUUCAAUCAAUGAUGGCAUCAUCAAUCUUGUUGAUAUGUAUUUUGAGAUGCCAAAAUAUGAUGCAAUCGAAGCCCUUGAUAUUUAUAAACGAGCUGGCCAGCAGGCAGAAAAGCUUUCCACUUUUUACGACCACUGCAAACAUCUUGAGCUAGCCAGGACUUUCCAAUUUCCUACUCUGAGGCAGCCACCUCCUUCAUUCCUUGUGACAAUGGAAGAGUACAUCAGAGAAGCACCCCGUGCCGCCAAUGCGAGUAAGAGUUUGGAAAAUGAGGAGCAGAACCAACCUAGUGAUAAUGAAAAAGAAGAUCCACAGGAAACCGAGAAACCAGUGGAAGAGGAGAAACAAGAGCCUGCAGAGCCUGAAGAAGAGCCACAACCUGCGGUAGAGCCUGCAGAAGAAGCAGUGGAGCCUCAGCCACCAACGACUACUGGGGAUCUUUUAAAUUUGGAUGAAGAAGUAAACCCCAUGAUCGCAGACCUUGAAGAAAGAAAUGCACUGGCUCUUGCUAUUGUGGCACCAGGGAAUGAAAACAAGGCCUCAACAUCUCGAGACUUUUUUGCAGUCGACAAGUCUGGAUGGGAAUUAGCACUGGUCACUGCACCAAGUAACCACUCAAAUCAAUCAGUUGAGAAUAAAUUGGCUGGGGGUUUUGACAAGCUAUUGCUAGACAGUCUUUAUGAAGAUGAGGCAAGGAGGCAGCAAAUAGCCAGUGUGACCUACACGGGUAGUCUUGCAGCGAACCCAUUUGACCCUAACGAUCCAUUUGCCCCGUCCAACAGCUUCGCGCCACCAUCAAAUGUGCAGUUAGCUAUGAUGGAACAGCAGCAGCAUUAUUACCAGGCACAGCAGCAACAGUACUUUCAGGUACAGCAUCAACAGCAAAUGGUGCUGACGCCGCCACAUACAUACCAGCAGCAGUUUCAGUAUUCUGCACCUUCUCAAGCCGGAUUAUCCAAUCCGUUUGGUGAUCCAUUCAGUAGCCUCGUUGCAAUGGCUAAUCCGCCGAAGAAAAGCACUUCAAAUUUAGUCUGAAUUGCACAUUUUAUUUCUAGAUCUCCCUCUGAUUUUGAUCACACACCACAUUUGCAAUUAUGAGGAGCAACUUGUAUAGUUCAACAAUUUUGAAUACUGUAUAUUGAUGAUACACUGUAGCACUUACAUUUGGAAACCAAUAUGAACACUGCAAUGUUAAUAUCAGAAAAUGUAGGAGCAUGU